AUGACAUGGGGCAGGAAGGCCAGUAGGACCCUCAUCCUAAACAAAAAGCUCUCUGAAAGGGAAAAGGUCGACAAUCUGAGUAAUAAACCCCCAGAAGGAGAGGGACCACUGGAGGAGAAAAGUAGAAGACUUUCUUCAACAGACAAAGAAAGCUGCAAUGCAUCUGUGGCGGAAGUGACAGUCGGGAAGAGGAAUGCCAGCACCGACGGCGACGGAGCAAACACAGAACAGAAAGGGAUCCUGGACCUGAACCACACCAAACGGGAGAUCCCACAGGAUUUGUCGGCAGAUGCCCUGAGAGCUGAAUUUGAGGCAAAAUAUCAGCAACAGGAUCUGCUGGGUGAAGGAGGAUGUGGAUGUGUGUAUGCUGGCUAUUGCAGAAAAGAUAAUCUGCCUGUUGCCAUCAAACGCAUACCAGAGGCCAACAUCCUCUGCAAACACGUGGACGAUGCUGGGAGGCAGCUCUCCGUGGAGGUCGCCGUCAUGCUGAGACUGCAGGAGGAAACACGUGGAUCAGUGGGGGCUUAUGCACCCGUGUCCCUACUGGACUGGUACGAUCUAGGCCAGGAGCUCAUCCUGGUGCUGGAGAGACCGAUCCCUGCCGUCGACCUAUUUCACUACGUCGAAGGCAACGGAGGCUCCUUACCAGAGGAGGAGGCCAAGAUCAUUCUUAAACAGCUGGUGGAUGCAGCAGUUGACCUCCAGGAGAAAAACAUUUUUCACCGGGACAUUAAGGUGGAAAAUAUAUUAAUCGAGACCGGCUUGGACGUUCCACGCGUUCGCCUUAUUGAUUUUGGACUGAGCCGCUUCGUCAAGAAAGGGGCCGUGUACCGCCAAUACUACGGUACCACUGCCCACGUUCCUCCAGAGUGGUACAGCCGUGGCCAAUACAGUGCCGGACCCACCACGGUGUGGCAGAUGGGGGUGGUCCUGUUUGAAACGCUCCAAACUGAUCAAUAUUUCGAGACCAGCAAAUUCAUGAAAAAGUUGCUGACAAUCAGCGAGACGCUGUCCGAAAAUUGCCAGAAUUUCUUGCGAGCGUGUUCCACUGAAGACCCCAAACAGCGUCCUACCCUGACACAGAUCAGGCUUCACCCAUGGCUAAACUAA
Messenger RNA from Pseudoliparis swirei, 1110 nucleotides. Its product is annotated as serine/threonine-protein kinase pim-1-like. Lineage: Eukaryota; Metazoa; Chordata; Actinopteri; Perciformes; Liparidae. The coding region runs from base 1 to 1110 and encodes 369 amino acids. Gene Ontology annotation, molecular function: protein serine/threonine kinase activity; ATP binding. Gene Ontology annotation, cellular component: cytoplasm. Gene Ontology annotation, biological process: protein autophosphorylation; negative regulation of apoptotic process; regulation of mitotic cell cycle. The transcript has 8 exons. The record is from RefSeq and is a predicted model, not a curated record.